AUGGCCGCGGCCGCCGAUGUUCGCGAUAUGCUGGAUUUGCCCGCAGAAGGGCAGCCCAGACCGCAUAAAAAGCAAAAGGUGGUCGAAAAGCGACCAGAGGGUAUCACUCGUGAAUUAUACGCGCUGCUGGGCGAAAGGGCGCCACCAAUCGCUAUUAAUGAGAACAAAUACAAGGGUCGUCCGAAAUGGAUGAACAAGCUUCGCGUUCGACCAUGGAGCAUGGCACCAUUUACGAAUAACGCCCGUUCCGACGGCCUGGUAUUGAAUCACUGGCAAAGAAAACACGAGUCGGCGCGACCGCCUGUCCCCGCGCCCGCGCUCGCACCAGAGGAGUCGCAAAUGGAGGUGGAUCAACCCAAGGAAGAAGGCAAAGAGGACGUCCCCAAACCACAGGAGCAGGAAUACUCUUUCGCCAAGUAUAACGUGAAGCCGCGCGUACCCCAUCGAUACACAGACGACGAGUACAAUCGACAUCUUAAAAGCGAUGACUGGUCACGCGAGGAAACAGACUAUCUGGUGGACCUGGUCACGGAAUACGACAUUCGUUGGGUGCUCAUUGCAGAUCGUUAUGAUUAUCAACCACGGAUGGACACGGAGCCGGAUCCGAAUGCCCUUGUGCCUGCCAAGCAGUAUCGGACAAUGGAGCAAAUGAAGGCACGAUACUAUUACAUUGCUGCGACAAUGCUCUCUCUAGAGCAUCCACCUUCAGAAAUGUCAGAGGCUGAAUUCGAACUACACGAGAAGAUGCUCAAGUUCGAUCCUGACCGAGAGCGUGAUCGCAAAGAACUUGCUGCAUUACAACUCAAUCGUACAGCAGAUGAAGUUCGCGAGGAAGCAAUGCUUCUCGAAGAAUUGAAACGUAUCACCACCAAUGAGCAAAACUUCAUCACCGAACGACGGGAACUUUACUCUCGCCUUGAGGUGCCCAUUAGCGUCGGCAACACUGCCAUGUAUCAGUCCAGUGCGGGUCUUUCACAACUCCUUCAGACUCUGCUGCAAGCCGACAAGAGCAAGAAGCGUCGCUCCAUCCUCGGUGAUGGUGCUAUUCCUAGCCCCGCCGGCCAGACUCCAACCGCAGCUGGUGGCAUGGGCCGAGGCGACACACCUGUCACAGCAGGCGGAAACAACAAGAAAGGAUCGAUCACCAAGGAAACCAACCAAAUUGUGCGCUCGCUUACCCCAGCCGAGGAAGCCAGAUAUGGUGUGCAGCACCACGAGCGGGUCUCAGCUGGUGUGCAGUUCCGCAGCGAUCGUGCUCAGCGACUCACCCAAGCCAAAUCCAACGUACAAACUCAGAAACUGGCCAAUGCCCUGUCCGAGCUCGAAAUCCCUGUGCGCCUUUUCAUGCCCACGGAACGUGUAUGCAAGGACUUCGAAAAACUUAUCCAAUCUGUCAACAUGCUCCUCGACGCCCGCAAGGUUUCCGAAAAAGUGGAAAGCGAGGUUCGGGUCCUGGAGGCCGCAAAGAUGGAGCGCGAGCGCAAAAUGAGAGAAGCCGCUGGCAUUUCAGGACCAAGUGCGGAUUCUGACCAUCCACACGUGAAAAAAGAGGCCGAAGAUGGCGAGCCGGGCGUGUUGGGUUCUACUGCUCAUGGAUCUGGUGCUCCGGGUUCUCUCAGCGCGCAACAACUACAAGAUGGGAAUCAUAAGAGAUCUGCUAGUGUGAUGAGUGCCGCUAGCGAUAAGAGUAAUAAGCGCCAGCGAAGGUAG
Penicillium paradoxum is the source of this 1710-nucleotide messenger RNA. Its product is annotated as SANT/Myb-like DNA-binding domain-containing protein. The transcript has 3 exons. The record is from RefSeq and is a predicted model, not a curated record. Gene Ontology annotation, cellular component: NuA4 histone acetyltransferase complex; Swr1 complex. The coding region runs from base 1 to 1710 and encodes 569 amino acids. NCBI's taxonomy places the organism in Eukaryota, Fungi, Ascomycota, Eurotiomycetes, Eurotiales, Aspergillaceae. Gene Ontology annotation, molecular function: transcription corepressor activity. Gene Ontology annotation, biological process: DNA repair; negative regulation of transcription by RNA polymerase II; chromatin remodeling.